Messenger RNA from Brachypodium distachyon (stiff brome), 2130 nucleotides. Its product is annotated as L-type lectin-domain containing receptor kinase IX.1. Bases 31 to 2130 code for a protein of 699 amino acids. Gene Ontology annotation, biological process: protein phosphorylation. The transcript has 4 exons. Gene Ontology annotation, cellular component: plasma membrane. The record is from RefSeq and is a predicted model, not a curated record. Gene Ontology annotation, molecular function: carbohydrate binding; ATP binding; protein kinase activity. Lineage: Eukaryota; Viridiplantae; Streptophyta; Magnoliopsida; Poales; Poaceae.
UCAUUACGGCCGGUGAUCGAAGGUCACGAGAUGGCCAGAUCGCCUGCAGCAACGCGGCUCCUCUUCGUUUACGGCUGCUUCUUCUUCCUCGUGAUCUCCUUGUCGUCGUCUCGUGAUGCUCCUCCUCACCGUGCCGGCGGCGGCGGCGGCGAGGGGGACGACCCUGCACCGCCGCUCUCAUUCAGCUUCGACUUCUCCAACAUUUCCACCUAUCACUUAGAAGACCUCCGGUUCGAGGGCAACUCCACCCUGCACGGGAACCUGGUGGACCUCACCUGCAACUCCUUCGGGCAUGGCAUCGACAACUGCAUGGGGCGGAUGUCCUACAACCACCCAGUGCUCUUCUACGACAACACCACGGGCGAGGUGGCCAGCUUCGCCACGCGCUUCACCUUCGCCAUCAGCCUCCACAAAGACGACGGCACCAGGGGCGAUGGCAUGGCUUUUUUCCUCGCCAGCUACCCGUCGAGGAUACCCGACGGUGGCGACGCCACCGGGGGCAACCUCGGCCUCCACACCGGCGACGGGGCAGACCCCAACGGCACGAGCAGGUUUGUUGCCGUUGAGUUCGACACGUUCAACAACACAUUUGACCCCAUCGGAGUAGUCGACCACAUCGGCGUUGACAUCAACACCGUCAAAGCCUCGGCCAACACCACGAGCUUGCCCACCUUCAGCCUCAACGGGACCAUGACGGCGACCAUCACUUUCAACAGCAGCACCCGGAUGCUGACGGCCUCCUUGCUGUUUGACGACCGUCCUGAUCUUGACCCUGUUGAGGUCAGCUCGCAGCUACCCUCUCCCCUCACGUCCUUGCUCCCGUCGGAGGUAGCUGUGGGGUUUUCCGCCGCCACCGGUGUAAGCUUCGAGCUUCAUCAGAUACUAUCUUGGUCUUUCAACUCCACUCUAAUACUUCAACUUCCGCCCUCGAAAAACAACUCCUCCACUCCACCUCCACCUCCAUUUCCCCCUCCGAAAAGUAACUCCACUUUUCCACCCUCGAAACGCAAUGGCAUCUCUAUAUCAGGUUAUUUCAUAAGUAGACCUGUCUUGAUCACUGUUCUGGUGGUCGUCGGUGCACUCGUGGUUUGGUCAAUUCUCUCUUGUAUCAUUUGGUGGCGCAGGACAAGCGAUGAUCAUUCAUCCGGCCCUAAGCGAUUCAGGUACCGCGACCUGGCUACUGCGACGCGCAAAUUCUCCAAUGAGAACAAGCUCGGAGAAGGUGCCUACGGCACAGUGUACAAAGGGACCUUCGUCAAGAAUGGCAACGAAGAGGUGCUAGCCGUGAAGAAGAUGAAUGCUUGUCACAGGCGAGCCACCAGGGGCUUCGAAGCCGAGCUUGACACCAUCAGUCGCACGGGCCACACGAACUUGGUCAGGCUGAAAGGUUGGUGCCGCCGCAGGAACAUGAACUUGAUCAAUUUUAUGUGUUGGUGCAGAGAGACACAGAACGUGGAGCUCUUCCUUGUCUAUGAACUAGUUCCUAAUGGCAACCUCCACGAGCACCUGCACACGAAAAACGAGGUGCUACCAUGGACGACCAGGUACCAAAUAGUGAAGGACAUAGGACGCGCUCUUCGUUACCUUCACGACGAGUGCGGCCGAUACAUCUUGCACAGAGACAUCAAGCCAUCCAACAUACUCCUGGACAAUGAUUUCAACGCUAAGCUUGCCGACUUCGGGCUGUCAAGGGUCGCCGACGAGGGCAACGGAACACUGGAGAUCACCGCGGAAGGGACGGAGGGAUACAUUGAUCCAGAGUGCAGGAGAAAUGGGAGGGUCAGGUUCAGGCCUUCGUCCGACGUCUACGGCUUCGGGAUCGUCCUUCUGGAGAUCGCCUGCAGGAGGCACACCAGCAAGGAGCAAAUCUGGAGCCUGUUGCACAACACACAAAACAAUGGUGCUGAUGCAGGGCUGCUGCUAAAUCAGGUCGCUGAUCCAAGGUUGAACGGCGACUUCGACGUGGCGCAGAUGCAUCGUGUGCUUGUCCUGGGCCUCUGCUGUUCCUUCCCAACCGGUGCCCAACGGCCUACCAUGCAGGCAGUCAUGAAUGUCCUGGAGCACGGCGCGCCGUUGCCUGACUUAAACCCUGCUCCAGCUCCGUUGCCUGACUUAAACCCGACGGUAUGA